Molecule: messenger RNA, 2657 nt
Organism: Coniophora puteana RWD-64-598 SS2
Lineage: Eukaryota; Fungi; Basidiomycota; Agaricomycetes; Boletales; Coniophoraceae
Exons: 21
Coding region: 5-2497 (830 amino acids)
Source: RefSeq, a predicted model, not a curated record
GCUGAUGGCAAAAUUGAAGUCAAACGACUGGGGCGCUCUGUCUCAUACUAUGGCGUCUCACCGAGCAGUGCAGCUUCACAACUCGUUGUCAAGUGCUUUAGAAUCUGGGUCAGUCAUGAACGGAGUUGAAAAAGAGCCACUAAAGAACCUGGACACUGACGAGUUUGUCAUUGGGGACGACACAGAGUCCGUCUUUGCUGUGGGCUCCGGCAGCAACGACCGCGAAGCUCGUCUAGCAGCUUUGGAGCAGUCGUGGGAUCAAUUCUUCACACGACAACAGACCGAGGAAGGAGUAUGGUUUGAAGGUUUGACGAAGCACCUCGACCACCUGCUAACUCUCAGAAUCGAUCGCGUUGGAGAAUGGAUCUCAUUAAAUCUCGUGCGAUUCCAAGCGGUCAGCCACGAGUCGAUCGAGGACCUCAAGCGUGCCUUCGACAACAUGACCGUUGAUAUGCGAUCCAACGUUCAGCUAUGUGGCGUACAGUGUGCGACGUGCCAUCUGCAGUGCAUCCAGAGCCGCCUACACCAAGGUCAGCAUGACUGCAAGACCGACCACAAGUGCUCGCACGAUUGUGACUUUUGCGAUGGCGACGCCAAGAUGUGUGGAAUGAACGCGGGUCAUCCGGGGAAGCAUAUCUGUGUGGUGAGCGAGCAUCUGUGCGGAUUGGAUUGCGCAUUUUCCGGAAGACAGGGUUGUUUGGUGGCCUGCACGAAGUUUAUCGACCAUGACGAUGAGCAUACGUGUUCGGCGUCGGCGCAUGAAUGUGGAGAGCCUUGUGAUCUGGGGGGUAUCAGGUUAGCGGACGGAUCAAUGUAUGACUGUCCAGGAAAAUGCUCUGUGCCUAGCGAUCGCGAGCACGUGCAGCAUCGCUGCGAUACUCGCAUGUGCCCGGUCGUCUGCAUGCUCUGCAAGAGGCUAUGCUCUCAUGGAGAUCAUUUGCAUGGCUUACAUCGGGGAGCAAUCCAUUUAUGCGGCCAAGAGCACUCGUGCAAACAGAAUUGCUCGAAACCUGGUAUUUGCGAGAUAGACACUGCGCCUCUGUCCAUUGAGGCAACAUUCACUGGCCAACACGAGACAUUCCAAUAUACAAAGUAUUCUCAAGUCAGCAAACGGCUCAAGUGUGUGAAAUUAAUACCAGCAGGUGCUACCGAACAUACGGGUGAUCAUACACACAGCAUGGAUCCAAAUGUCAUUCAUUUCUGUGAGACGCGAUGUGAAUAUUGCGGAUAUUUCUGCACACAGCCUUUGGGCCAUCCUCAGAAGGAGCAUGAGACGCGCCACGGAUCAAUGUCCAAAACGCGGUGGGCAAUCGACGGCGAUGAUGGCGACGCCAUCGAAGUGGAGGGCCGCAGAUACGCUGCAAACGAUGACGGCGCGCCCAUGAUGUGCAACCUGGUCUGUCAGACCAUGGGCAGGCAUGCGCAUAUCACGUACUGUCGCGAGGCGAGCGCUGCGGAUUGUACUGGUAACGAUCAGAUCCAGCACAUCCAAAAGCGCGUAAAGCCCCAUCCCGAAAUUGAGAAGGAUAGUAUCACCCAUACAUUGUUUUGGAAGAGGAGUGGGUUCAAAGACCCCUACUCGAAGGAGGAGCAAGCCGAAUUUGCCAAGUGUGAUGCGAUGUGCAGAGGUCCUGAGCACACUGGCCCUGGAACGCGCCCUUCCUACUGCACGUUGCCGUUGUUCCAUCCUCCCAGAGACCCAGCUAGUGCACCAGCGACCGGGUAUGUCUCGGUCGAUGGACACCUCUUCGCGUGCAGGAACCCCGUAGUCCUGCAACAGGCGUUCCAUGUUAUUUUUGUCAUAGACAGAUCGGGCUCGAUGGACAUUAACGAUCGCCACCCGCUUCCUGGGACUCCUACCACGGCACUCAUCUCUCGAACGGCAAACAACAGGCUCGGCGCUGUCUUCUCUGCGCUGCAUUCCUUCUGGUCCGCCCGGCACGCGGCGGUCACUGCGGGCGGCCAGCAGGCGGCAAACCUCCGGCGCGACUCGUACAGCGUCGUGAUGUUCGACCAUACUGUGGUCACCGCGCUCGCCAACGAUUUCACGAGCACACCCGACCAGCUGCUGAACACUGUGCUCGCGUAUGAGGCCGACGGUGGCACCAACUUUACGCUCGCGCUGCAGCAGGCGCGAAACAUCAUGGAGGCGCAUUGGAGUACUGAGCGAACACCAGUCAUCAUCUUUCUGUCCGAUGGGGAAUGUAGCAUCGAGGACACAGCCACGCAGGAUGUAUGUCGCGCUGCUAUUAGACUGGGGAAACCUGUCUCUCUGCAAACCGUGUCUUUCGGGCCUGAAGGUUCUUCUAGAUUCUUACGACGGAUGGCCGAGAUCGCCGCCGAUGCGCAGGCUAACGCUCCGCGCGACCCCCUGGCGCCUGCUGCAGCCACGGUCACAUCCACAUAUUCGCAAGCUCUAGACUCUGUCCAACUCGCCCAGACUUUCUUGGGGAUUGCCGAGUCGUUGAGGAAGCAACGGGGAUCCCUGAUUCAAUAAAUACAUCACGUCUUCUAAACUCCCUUCGUUUGCUCAUCGCAGACUUUGGCAGACCGUUCAUUACAUUGAAGCGUACACUUUCGUGUUACUAAUCCAUAUCCUUUGUCACUCCGUGUAUCUUAUCAUGUAUCUCGUACCGGUCAAGUCAGCAUCUUGCAUC